Messenger RNA from Leptonychotes weddellii (Weddell seal), 3580 nucleotides. RefSeq names its product MORC family CW-type zinc finger 1 (gene MORC1). Gene Ontology annotation, cellular component: nucleus. Gene Ontology annotation, molecular function: zinc ion binding. The record is from RefSeq and is a predicted model, not a curated record. Lineage: Eukaryota; Metazoa; Chordata; Mammalia; Carnivora; Phocidae.
CGUGGGCGGAGACGAGGACUUGGGCCCCCUGCCUGGGAGGUAAGCAGUGGUACGUGUGUCUUAGGGCUGCGCGGGUCGCGUUCGAGGACAUGGGCGACAAGUAUGCCAGUCUGCGACGGGCCCAGCUGCAUCUGGACUUCAUCCACGCCAACUCCACCACGCACAGUUUCAUUUUUGGAGCGCUGGCCGAAUUGCUGGACAAUGCAAGAGAUGCAGGGGCUGCAAGACUUGAUGUGUUUUCAGUGGAUAAUGAAAAACUGCAGGGUGGAUUCAUGUUGUGCUUCCUGGAUGAUGGAUGUGGUAUGAGCCCUGAGGAAGCUUCAGAUAUCAUUUACUUUGGAACAUCCAAGAAACGGUCAUCAACCUUGAAGUUUAUUGGGCAAUAUGGUAAUGGUCUUAAAAGUGGAUCCAUGAGGAUUGGGAAAGACUUUAUUCUUUUUACAAAGAAGGAAGAAACGAUGACCUGUGUGUUUUUUUCUCAGACAUUCUGUGAAAGAGAAGGUCUUACUGAGGUUGUUGUUCCAAUACCUUCAUGGUUAACAAGAACCAGAAAAUCUGUCACAGAUGAUCCUCAAAAAUUCUCAACAGAAUUGUCUAUAAUUUUUAAGUACUCUCCAUUUAGAAAUGAAGCCGAACUGAUGCAGCAGUUUGAUGUGAUCUAUGGGAAAUGUGGUACUUUGCUGGUUGUUUAUAACUUGAAGCUUUUGCUUAGCGGAGAACCAGAAUUGGAUGUUAAGACUGACAAGGAAGACAUACUGAUGGCUGGAGCUCUUGAGGAUUUUCCAGAGAGAUGGUCAUUCAGAGCCUACACAUCUGUUCUGUAUUUUGAACCUUGGAUGAGAAUAUUCAUUCAGGCCAAAAGAGUUAAAACAAAACACCUAUGUUAUUGCCUCUACAGACCCAGAAAGUAUCUAUAUGUCACAUCUUCUUUUAAAGGAGCAUUUAAAAAUGAAGUUAAGAAGGCAGAAGAAGCAGUCAAGAUUGCCGAACUCGUGUUGAAAGAGGCACAAGUCACAGUAAACCGGCCUGACAAGACUUCUUUGUCUUCUGCCAAGGACGUAUUACAGAAAGCUUUGGAAGAUGUAGAAGCAAAGCAUAAGAUUCUUAAAGAGAAACAGAGAGAAUUAAAAAAAGCCAGGACACUGUGCUUGAUCUUUGGGGUGAACAUAGAAAGUCGAAGCCAAGCUGGGAUGUUCAUUUACAGUAAUAACCGCCUGAUCAAAAUGCAUGAGAAAGUGGGCCCACAGUUGAAACUGAAGUCCUUACUCGGUGCAGGCGUGGUUGGAAUUGUUAAUAUACCCUUGGAGAUCAUGGAGCCAUCCCAUAAUAAGCAGGAAUUUCUCAAUGUCCAAGAGUAUAAUCAUCUACUAAGAGUCAUGGGGCAGUACCUGGUCCAGUACUGUAAGGACACCGGGAUCAGUAAUAGAAAUCUAACAUUGUUUUGGAAUGAAUUUGGAUAUCAGAAUGACAAGGACAUGGAGAAAUCUUUAGAUUCUGUUCAGUAUCAAAGACGACAAGCCAUGGCCAUCCCAUUCAUCAUUCAGUGUGAUCUUUGCCUUAAAUGGAGAAUCUUGCCUUCUUCUAUUACUUAUCAGGAAAAAGAAUUUUUUGACCUCUGGAUUUGUGCUAAUAAUCCUAACCCCUUGGAAAACAGUUGUCAUCAGGCAGAACGCCUGCCUUCCAUCCCUCUGGGCACCAUGAGCUCGGUGUCACCAUCAAAAACUGAGAAAGAGAAACAACUUCGAGAGGCGAUCCAAAGGUAUCACAGUCGACUGGCAGACUCGCAGCCACAGCCUCAGUUUAUACCAACAAGUAGGAUCACUGAAUUCACUCCUACCUGCCAAACUUCAGCAUCUAAGGAAAAUACAAAAACUCAGAAAGUCAGGCCUUGGGGCGAUAACUUGAAGCAGGAAUCUCUUGCCUCCUUUGAGCUUUCUGUCAGCCACAGAGGCUGGAAGAGAAACCCAGAAGGGACAAACUCUGAUGUAGAGUGUAUUGCAGAGGAUAAAAUUAUGAAGUCUCCACAGAAGAAAGCGAAGCCUCGACAGCGCAGACGUCUAGCCGCCCUGCCGGAAAAUGUCAGCCUAGCCCAGAGGUCCCAGGCCUCUUCUUGGGAAAUCAAUAAGAAGCAGAGUCAAAACCUUGUACAGGAAUGCCAGGCUUUGAUUGAAGUUGAAACUAGCAACAGCGAUUAUCCAGAUAUAAUCCUGGUUUUAGAUAAAAGUGACACUGAGGUCUCAUUGAAACAAGAAAAAAAGGAAGUUUCUCUUAUGAAAAAAGAAAAACAGGAGCCAUGUAGUGAUACUCCAGAAAUAAAGAGAAACUCUUCAUUACCUAACCGGGAAAGCGCGCCGAUGGAAGAUUUAAGUCCAAGUCCUGGACACAACACCAGCUUCACUGUGAGUGGUUGUUGUCACAUUGCUGCUUUACUGAAAGAGUCUUCUCAAAGCACAUCUGUCAAGGAAACUGUAAGAAAACUGGCGUCUAAUUUAAGGGAGAUUCUUCAGUACUUUUUCCCUCAAUAUCAGCUACCAUCAGAAUUUGGCUACACAUCUGUGGAGGAACUUGCAGCAAGUUUUGAGCUGGAGCAAUGCCCAGAGCAGACAAACAAAAAGCUGAGAAUGUGCUUCAACCAGAUCCAGAAUGUUUACAUGGCCCAAUAUGAAAGAGAACUAAAGAGAAAAAUGCAGUCCAUUAUCUAUGAUGCAAAUCGAAGAGGAGCGGUUAAUGAAAUAUCUCUGGGACAAUGUGAAGAAAAAAGAAAAAUUACUGAAGAUAAACUGAAUAAUCUUCGGGUAAAACUGGCAGCACUAUUGCAGAAACUCCAGCUGGGUAGUCCAGCAGGAGACCAGGAGCAGAUUGACAGGUAUUUAGAAGCUUUGCUUAAAGAAGAUAAUCCCCUUUUGCGGAACGCUUUAAAUAAAGUGACUACAGAUGUGGGACACGGUCUCCCUUUAGAAAAAAACGGAAAGUGAUUCUCAAAAUUAGAAGUCAGAAAAGAUAUUCACGUUUAAAAUGUUAAUAAGACAAAGAUUCUUUUCAAAACAUAUUUCCCCUUGUACUCUGUUAUUGUACGGUUUGUCCUGUGUAAUCCUAAAAACAUUGUGUACUUUAGAAAUAGAGACUGAUUUACAAUGUACACAUUUGCAGUCCGGUUCCCUAACUCUUCCUGUUAUUUCAGAUGCUGUUCUAGAGUUCUCCAAUUCCCACGUGAGCUACUAAGAAAGAAAUGUCAGUUAGGCUUAAAUUCUGUUUUCACUUAAAAGACUAUAAAAACUAGAAAACAGUGGUUUUCAAAAUCAGUGUACAAAGGACUACAGAAUCACCUCCUCUUAAAACUUGUGUUGAAACAGAAAGACCCUAUGCCCUUUCUCCACGACAGCUAAUACUUGGUAAAGCAGAAAAUAUAAAUCCUCAAAAACUGUAAGAUAUAAUUUAUAUGAUAAUCCUAUUGUUGAGUUGUGGUACAAAUGCAUGUCUUCUAAGGACCAUGUGAACACAUACUACACGUAUGUAAGAAUUGUUUUUAUAUUUUCCUUGAUAACUGAUUAUUUUUAUUUGUUUAGAAAUAUCUGCCAUU